AUACUUUCAACUGCUGUCAUAUCGUUCAUAGGUGCCAGUGCACCUGUUUAUUUUGCAGCGAAGCAUUGUUGUGGAGGUGCUGUAACCUGUGCUCAACUGCGUCAGGGCCCAGCUGCAGGUUUCUUCUUAUACAAAUCCAGCUGCCGACUGUACCUAAACGGUGAACCGCCUUGGGUACCACUCUUCUGACAGGCCAACAAGAAUCUCUCAUCUAAUUUAUUCUGCCUUCAAGUACAAAUUGACUGAAUCUAACUGAGGGUUGCUUCUUCGCUUAUUCUAACCAGCUUUUCUUAAACUCAAAUACUGAUUCAUCAUACAUACUCCCAAGUAUCACCUACCACUGAUUCAAACAACGUCCAUCAUGCAGCUGGGUAAACUUGAUGAACGUAUUCAUGUCAUGGAUGCCAGUUCAAACGCCUGGAGCGUCAUAAAGGACAUUGCGCAGUCAGGAGUCCAAGAGGAAGCAUUCUACGUCUGUGACAUUGGUGACAUAAUAAGCAAACACAAGGAAUGGAAAAUUAAAAUGCCAAGAGUCCAGCCAUACUAUGCGGUGAAAUGCAACGAUAGCCUCACAGUGAUUGAGGUACUGGCUGCACUUGGAACUUGCUUUGAUUGUGCUUCAAAGGCUGAAAUUGAUAGAGUUCUUUCUGUUGGUGUCGACCCAAGCCAUAUUAUUUUUGCAAAUCCUGCAAAACCUGCAUCGCACAUUCGCCAUGCAGCAGCUGUAGGUGUUGAUCUGAUGACUUUUGACAGUGACUGUGAGCUCCAUAAAAUCAAGAACCUGUUUCCUACUGCCAAGCUGGUGCUACGAAUCCGGUAUGAUGCUGCCGUUGCACAGUGUCAGCUCGGGAAUAAGUCUGGAUGUGACCCAGACUCAGAUGCACCACGCCUUAUGAAGCUGGCUCAGUCAUUGGACCUAGACAUUGUGGGCAUCAGUUUUCACGUCGGGUCUGGCUGUGACGAUCCACCAGUGUUCUACAAAGCCAUUUCUGCCGCUCGAAGACUUUUUGAUCUGGGGUCUGCUCUUGGGUUCUCCAUGAGUUUGCUUGAUCUUGGUGGUGGUUAUCCUGGCAACAAGGGUGCCCAUUUAGACAAGAUUGCAGAGGUGGUGGACAGCGCUCUCGGAGAGUUCUUUCCUGGACCAGAUGUUCACGUAAUUGCAGAACCAGGACGAUAUUAUGUUGCCUCAGCUUAUACUCUUGCUACAAAUGUUCACUCCAAGAGAGAACUUAUCAACCCAAAGGAUGGAUCCAUCACAUCAGUCAUGUACUAUGUAAAUGAUGGAGUGUACGGCAGUUUUAAUUGUAUUCUCUAUGAUCACAUGAAAGUGACACCAAUGCCUCUCAAAGCAGCUGGACCUGAAACACGGCCAUCUUCUGUCUGGGGUCCAACUUGUGAUGGCCUGGACCAAAUAGUUGAGUCUACUUUCCUGCCAGAGUUGGAUAUAGGAGACUGGUUGAUUUUUGAGAAUAUGGGUGCUUACACACUGCCUGUGGCGUCUCCAUUCAACGGCUUCCCUGUUCCCAAAGUGCAUACUGUGAUUGACGUCCAAGGCUGGCUGCUGCUCAAAGACCGACUACCCAUGACGGAGAACCAUUUUGUUAUUGGAAACACACCAGAAAAUCUACACCUGGGGCUAUCCAUAGAUGGUCAAGGCAACAUUGAUGAAUGGGAUGAAGUUCACAUGCCUGUUUCGUCUUCUGAUGAUGAGAUUGUGGAUGGACACAUGUCACAUUCAACUGUGGGCUCAAGCAUCAUAUAUCCUUUCCUUCAGAUGGGACAAGUUAAUUAGAACCGAAUGGAAGUAUGUCUGCGCCUCAGUGACAGCACAUGAUGAUGCCUUGGCUUAUUGUACUUCUUCCUUAUCGAAAACAACUUAUCAGUUUUCUCCUGUAAUUGUCGAUUUCUUCUGUGUCAGCGUCUCGUUGCGUAUAAGACAAUAUAUCAAGUAACAAACUGUCAGUCAUGGCAGGGAUACAACACAACACCUAUGUAAGUUAGGUUUUGUUAAGUUAGGUGUGACAGAAAAGGCAGAUAUUGAUUAAAAUUCUUUAAUUUACUGCAGCUCAGUGCCUGAAAUUUGGUUAAGGGACUAAAACAUGAAUCUCAGAAUAAUUUAAACUAUCAAGGUUUCUCCAAAGCCAUUUCGGGCACUCACCUGUCUGUAGAUAUCUCACUGCAAAAGCAUAAAUUGUAUUUAUUUAAGCCCAAUUAGAUAAUUCUGUUGUACGCUCAACACAUGAAUAGCAUCUGCGCUACUGGAAGCAGAACAAAUAAACAAAGAUCUGUUACUGAGGUAUAUGGUACGAUUUAUGUCAAAUACUAUUUUGUUAUGUAUAAUACAUAAAAGUUUCAGUUUAAUGAAACUAUUCACAUGAAAACUUGGGUGCAGUUGAAUGAAACAACUCCAUGUAAAGAUUUUCCUUUAACAAGUUUUCUUAGAGACAGUUUUUCUUAGAUAGUUGUGUGAGAAAAUAUCGCCAUAAUAGCAUUGUCAAAUGGUGGAAACUUUGUUAUAGAACUAGUUCAAUUCUUUGUAAAAUGUUAUACUUCUAACAAACCAAUAAUGUUUCUUAACUACCAAAUGCACUAGGAAAUUCAUUUGUCUCGACUGAUAUUUGGGUGAGAUAACAUGAGAAAUGGAACCAGUUGAUUUCAUUUGGAAGGUGUUGCUGUGGUUGAAUAAGUGAAGAGACAGCAUCUUCGCUUAAUUUUGUAAUUUUUUAUGUACCGUAUUUUAUAAUAAAUCUUAUUAUUUAAACAAA
Molecule: messenger RNA, 2765 nt
Organism: Schistocerca gregaria
Lineage: Eukaryota; Metazoa; Arthropoda; Insecta; Orthoptera; Acrididae
Product: ornithine decarboxylase 1-like
Exons: 10
Coding region: 362-1792 (476 amino acids)
Cellular component (GO): cytoplasm
Molecular function (GO): ornithine decarboxylase activity
Source: RefSeq, a predicted model, not a curated record